AUGCAGGACGUUGUCAACGAAUGCUGGGUCAAGGCGGUUGAUUACUUCAAUGACCGCCUCACUCGGGAUCGACAAAAGAAAGUAAAGCUUCAGGAGCUCGGCAAGAAGUUCAAGUGCUGCACCCUUGGAGAGCUGGCAAGAGAGAUCGAGGCGGACAGACGACCAGACUGUGUCACCGACCAGGGAUGGAAGAAGACCUUGCGCAGCAUCAUUCGCAAAUUGCACGAUUGUGCCGAAGUUGGUGAUGUCCUUAUAGCGCCGCAACCUCUUCCAGCUGCUGUGGUUUGGGGAACCAUCCGUCUGUGCUUGCAGUUGGGAGCCUCCUACAUACAAUUCCUGGACGAUAUUGGACAGCAUUUGGUGGUGAUUGUGGGCAGCACAGGUCUUUACGAACAAGUAGCACGCACCUUCAAGGACCAUCCGGAAAUCCUGGACCAAGUUGCGGUGUACUUUGCCCAUAUUCUCUGCUAUCUGGUCCGCCUCGACAUCCAGCUCUCUCGACGAAAAGUAGCUCAAGUCCUCAGAGGGAGUGUCUCGCCUAAGUUGAAUCGUUGCUAUAACGAGCUGCAGACGCUGGAGCUGCAACUGGACCAGCGAAUCAAACAUACAAGCUUCGAGCAGCAUAUCAAUUUCAUUUUCGUCAAGCUCGAGAACAGACCGCUCUUCUACAGAAUAUCAGAGCCGACACUCAUCAAACUCAGCAAUGUGUGUACUAUUCGCAAGCUGAAGUUACAGCACAACAUUCAGGUCCGAGAUGCACAAGCAGUCGAAAUGCUCCAUAACACGGUGAAAUGGCUAGAAAUUGCGGCACCACUCUCCGAGCCUUCUACCGUCGAGCCUACUCCAGGAACGGGCGAAUGGAUCUUCUCGGAUCCAACAUGGAUCAGGUGGAAGACAGCAACGGUCGACAGGUGGCCACUCUGGAUAAAAGGGGAUACUGGCGUAGGAAAGACAGUACUUGCUCAUACGCUCGUCACCGCGCUCCGGCAAGAGACAGUGCUACUAUUUCCCUUGGGCACCGAGAAUCGUCGCCGGGGGGACCAAAUCCGCCAACUAUUCCUCUCCAUGCUUCUGCGAAUUUGCAGAUCUGGACUUCUCCAUUCAUACCAUGAUAUCGCUCCCUGGCUGGAAAAGGUGAAGAGAUUUCGCUCUGCAUUCGGGCACGCUGGCGAGUGCGGAACACAACAACUGGCUCAAAUCACGCAAGAGAUUGUUUCCUUUCUACCCCCUGUGACCCUGAUCAUCGAUGCUUUGGAUCAAUGCAGCGAGUCCCAGGACAGCGAGCUUCUUGAACGCACACUAACAGCCAUCUCUACCAAUGUCCACCAUUCGGUCAUCCUAACGUCGAGGAAGCAGCCAAUAAUACAAAAUUCAUACAUGAUUGAGAUGACGCCUGAUAAGACAAAGUCCGACAUCGAGCUAUUUGCAAGACAAGAGAUCUCGCGAUACCGGGGGCUCCUCCAACCAAUCCAAGACGAUAUCCUGCGUCGAAUAGAGAGAGAUUGCCUGGGAAGUUUCCUGUGGGUGCAUCUGCUCUUGAACCAUGUCCGUCAAGGACCCAGUCUUCAGACUCGAAGGCGGAAACUACUGACUUUCCCAACCGAACUUCAACGGGUUUACGAAGAAGUCAUUCGGGAGACUGCUUGUAGCUUCGAAGAGCAAGACAAAACACGGCAAAAGCACAUUCUCUGGGUGCUUGCUGCUGCGCGGGAGCCUCUGACGCUUCGGACCUUAUUUUCCUUCAUUGGCGGCCAUGAAAAUGAGGAGCUCAUGGGGUCUCCUCGCAACGACGAGGACAUGGCCGUGGAUGUCGAUGGUCUCUGCCAUCCACUGGUGCGAGUUCGAGCACCUUAUGUGUAUCUAACCCACCCUACUCUCAAGGAAUACAUCUACAAAGACGCCAGGUCGGAAGGUCCUGACCUGUUCCUGGCCAAAAAAUGUCUCGAAAAACUGAACAACGAGAUGUACCAGUCUUGGAAAAUUGCUUUACGGCUGCUGCGCAAGCAUCUGUUGCCUCCUCAUAUGAUCACGGGCAAUGACGACCCCCAGCCGUUGAGAGAGUCGGUCCUUUACGAGUAUGCAGUUCUUCACUGGCAUGAGCACAUGACGGCACUUCGAAGACCCCCGGACGAUAUCCUUGGUCUGCUUGCUCAAUUUCUGCGAGGAAUCCAGGCUGUCACCUGGUCCGAAAACCUGUUUGAGGCAAAGCAUCAGAGUGGCCUUGCGCCACAAUUGGAGGUACAGACUAUGCUUAAAACUUGGUAUGAGGGUCUUGACGAAGGCACACAACAGAAGAUCCCCAUAAAGGACUACUUCGUGAAGCCACAUGAAAGACUGCAAAAAGAGUUGAAGGAGAAGGCACAAGAUAAUGUGGCUCCAUAUCUCCCAUUCAUGCGGCUCGGGCAAUUCUUCAAUCUGGGGGGCCGAUCCCGAUCAGACUGGCGAAAAGGGUUCUGGUACAAGGAGGCGGUGGCAGAAGGGCUUGAAAGUACUCUGGGCGCUCGACAUCCACUCACGCUCCAAACGAAAACAAGUAUGUUACAAGAGUUCUUUUGGCAAGGGCGAUUUGUGGAGGCAGAGCAAGAGCUGUCAAGGGUUGCAGCUACACAAAGGGAGAUUUACAACCAGGACAGUCUAGACGUCUAUGUGACUGUGCAAUUACUAGGUUAUGCACAGUACUCUUGUGCGAAGUUCAAUCAGGCCACGGCGAGCCUCAUGGAGACCGAGGAGGGCUUCAAGCGCUUGCAAGGUGAAAAUUCAGCCAAUGGUCUGGUGACAAGACUUUAUCAAGGGUAUGUGCAGGAAAAACAGGGAAACCUAACCACAGCUCGUACGAAUUAUGACAAAAUCCUCCGCGAGUGGAGUCCCAUCGGGGGUGAUGCUCAUCCACUAUGUAUCAUGUCGCGAACGGCGCUCGGCAUGGUCUGCCGCAAAUUGAAAGAGCACGCCACGGCGGAAGAAGCUCUGUUGGAUGCUUGGAGGCAGAGACGACGAGUUUUCGGUGACGACUUGAAUUUGACUGUCGAUACUGCCCUGGCUCUUGCCCUUGAAUAUCGAGACAAUGCGAAGCUGGCUCUUGCCAGACAAGUCCUGGACGCGAUCAAAUCUUCCGAGGUCUUUGCAGCUGACUUCGAGCGGACGUGUCAAUUGCAGUACAUAUCGUCCCUGAUAGAAUUCGACCGUGGAUAUUACAACCGGCCGAGGAUGGUUCUUCAGAGGCUCGUUGAUCAGAGCACCGGUAUCAGCAGGGAGGACAACAACAGGUCGCUGCUCUGGAUACGUUUGACAUUGGCAAAUGUUCUCCGACAACAUGAGCAUCCAGACGAAGCUGCAGCAUUAUUCAGCGAGAUUGUGGAGCCAAUCGAUGAGAUUGAAAGACGCUUCUAUUUCACCCCGGAACCUCCUGAGCGGUUAGAGAUUGCGGAAAAGGCGCUGCGGCUUGUGCAACAGAGCCGACAAGGCGAGGCUAAAGCACUGCUCCAGGCGAACAAACUCCAAUGGGUCCGUGAGCGUGACUUUGACAUCUUACAAGGGGGCCCAAUCACUGACACGGCCGUCGUCAAACCUGUCGUGACAAUUGCAACGGAACCCUAG
This is a messenger RNA of Fonsecaea multimorphosa CBS 102226, 3594 nucleotides long. RefSeq lists its product as uncharacterized. The record is from RefSeq and is a predicted model, not a curated record. Gene Ontology annotation, molecular function: protein binding. The transcript is spliced from 7 exons. The coding region runs from base 1 to 3594 and encodes 1197 amino acids. NCBI's taxonomy places the organism in Eukaryota, Fungi, Ascomycota, Eurotiomycetes, Chaetothyriales, Herpotrichiellaceae.